AAUCCGCAAAUAGGCCAUUUUGAUCAUUCCAGUUUUUCCAAGAUGAAUUUUAUUAUAAAUAUUGAUUUUUAGCACAAAGACUUCACGUUAUACGUGGAGAUAUUGGUAUCUGAGAGAGCACGCUAUCUAACAAAUAUGUAAUUAAUAACUUUUUGUUGUAAUUUGUGGUGAUAAAAACAAUUUUAGUGAUAAGUCGCUUACAAUACAAAAUGGUGUCCGUAAAAGAAGAGGUCGAUGUAAAAAUGAAGAUGGAAUAUGAUCAAGACCAAUCUGGAUGGAAAGUAAAAGAAGAAUUUGAGAGAAAAGACCCAACAUCAUUUCUGCCCGAGGAGCCAAUGUCGUAUGAAAUCAAAGAAAAGAAAAAAAAGAAGAAAAAGAAAAAACAAGAAGACCCCUUCAAAGAUAUAGAACAGAAGCAACAAGACGUCUUCACAGAACCAUCGUUGGAAUUGAAAUUAGAUCCAGAAGUAAAUAUUAAAGUUGAAAACAUUGAAGUCGAACUGGAUUUUAAUGAUUUUGACAAUGGCAGUGGGUUAACUGACGCCCUGCCCGACGAUACCCAGGAGCCAGUUGUGAAACUCGAGCAAAACCAGCAUGCGUUGCUACUAACUUUUGAGAGUGUCAUUAACGAACACUCUGUACUCGGAUUAAACAAAGAGAAUAAUGAAGUUGAAUCUGAACACGAGGAAAACGUCAAAAUUGCGCCUACAUACUUGUGCAAAGUCUGCCACCUAGUUUUCAAGUCCACGAAAACUCUAAGAAUGCAUCAGAAAAGGAAGCACAAAGUGUACAGACGGUCGUUCAAACACAUCUGUGACUAUUGUGGCAUGUCGUACGAGACUAAAAACAGUCUUAUUGCACAUAUUAGAAGAAAACAUGGCCCUGAUUCAACGCCUGAAGAUAAGGAGGAACGGACUUGCGAAAUAUGCGCGUUAGUCUUCAAGGGCAUGGCUAGAUUACGGAUGCAUAUGCAGAGGAAGCAUGGAUCGUUCGUAGAGUCAUUUAAACACGAAUGCAGCGAAUGCGGGCUCACUUAUGACAAAUACAGAAGUCUCAUGGUGCAUUUUCAACGCAAACACAGUGGUGCUAAGAAACCUAUAGAGAACCAAUGGUACAAUUGUCCGUUUUGUCCCAAAAUCUUUACUAGAAGAGAGACGUACGCGCGUCAUAUGCAGAGAAAGCAUAAAGUGUCUGAGGAAGACGCUCCAAACGAAGCUACGCCUAAUUAUUUAGAGAAUUGCAAGAAUGAGCAAACUGGAGAAAUUACUUGUAAAGAAUGCCCUCUAGUUUUCUCUUCCAUCGGCUAUUUGAAGUUGCAUAUGCGAAGAAAACAUAAUGCUUUGAAGGAAUACUUCAGAUUGAAGUGCAGUUUUUGCAAUUUGUCUUACGAUAAAGUAGAAAGCCUUAAAAGGCACGUUAGAAGGAAACACGACCAGGGUUCACACUGUGAGGUGUGCAAUAAACAAUUCGACACGAGAGAAUCCUAUUUAAAUCAUUCACACAUAAGGGCAAUUAAGGAAUGCUCGCUUUGCGGACUAAUUUUCGCGUCGCAAGGUGGUUUGGCAAAGCAUAUUAGGUGCACGCACAAAAUCGACUCCCCUAAAGUAGCCUAUUGCAAUAUCUGCAACGAAGGAUUCCACGACAGACGUCUGCUCAAACCACAUCUACUAAAAGUGCAUUUAAAAGUGUCUUACACGUGUAAAUACUGCAAGAAAAUCUUCAAAGCCAAGGAGAGUUACAGGCGGCAUGUGCUAAUAAAACACUUCGCGAAUAAUCCUUUAAAUGUACAGAAGGAGCAAUGCGACCAAUGCCCUGAAGCGUUUAACGGUGAAUUCGAGCUGUGCAAGCACAUAAAUCUCGCUCACGGUAAAUGUAGCGUUGUGAAACCAGACGUAGAAGUGAAAACGGAGGAUGCAGACAUGAAGAACAACUACCAAUGCACAAAAUGUCCGGAAAUCUAUCCUAACUUCGAGCAGUUAAAGCUGCAUUUCGAACAAAACCACACCUUUUCAACGGAGACUCAGUGUCAAAUGUGCGGUGAAAUGGUCCCUGGUUCAGACUUACAGAAGCAUAUUAAAAGUGCUCACACAGAGACCACAGUUCAGUGUAAAUACUGUGAGUUUAAUACAACAAAUAAAAAUAGUAUGACACAGCAUUUAUUAAGGCACAAAAAUGCCACAACGUUGCACUGUGAGUUUGCCGGUUGUAGAUACAAAAGUUAUUAUGAAGGUGCUAUGAUGAAGCACAAGCAAAAGCAUAAAGAGUUAGGUGUUAAGUUUCAAUGUUCCAAGUGUCCCUUUCAGUCGAUGAAUAAAUACAUUUUGAGAUACCACGAGGAAGCGCAUAUGACUGGAAAGAAAAGGUAUACAUGUGAUCAAUGUGACUAUGCUACCAUUUUGCCAGCGAACCUUGUUCAGCAUAAAUACAAGCAUUCUACGGAGAAAAGGUUUAAAUGUGAGGUGUGUCCGUUUGCAACGAAAUACAACACAUCCUUGCGUUUUCACGUUAAAAAGAAACACUGUGAUCUACCAAGUUUCAGUUGAGUUUAAAUGUUAGUAUUUUGUUUUAUUUUUACAUUAUUGAUAAUUAAAUAUUAAAGUAUUUGGUGUUAUGA
Molecule: messenger RNA, 2614 nt
Organism: Ostrinia nubilalis (European corn borer)
Lineage: Eukaryota; Metazoa; Arthropoda; Insecta; Lepidoptera; Crambidae
Product: zinc finger protein 569-like
Exons: 3
Coding region: 210-2543 (777 amino acids)
Biological process (GO): regulation of transcription by RNA polymerase II
Cellular component (GO): nucleus
Molecular function (GO): DNA-binding transcription factor activity, RNA polymerase II-specific; RNA polymerase II transcription regulatory region sequence-specific DNA binding
Source: RefSeq, a predicted model, not a curated record